Malania oleifera is the source of this 2201-nucleotide messenger RNA. RefSeq names its product EH domain-containing protein 1. Gene Ontology annotation, molecular function: calcium ion binding; GTP binding; protein binding. Lineage: Eukaryota; Viridiplantae; Streptophyta; Magnoliopsida; Santalales; Ximeniaceae. The record is from RefSeq and is a predicted model, not a curated record. The transcript is spliced from 15 exons. Gene Ontology annotation, cellular component: intracellular membrane-bounded organelle; plasma membrane; cytoplasm. The coding region runs from base 300 to 1940 and encodes 546 amino acids. Gene Ontology annotation, biological process: endosomal transport; endocytosis.
GGACGAAUCCCAGUACAUUUUCACUACUAAACGACGCCGUCGCACCCUCCAAGCAACUAAAUGACCCACAACAACGGCGUCGUUUUCGGGGAUUGUCCUCCAUCACCUUCAACGACCUUGCGUCGGUGGAACGGACCCCUUUCUCCUUUCUUUCCCCAAAAAAAUCGAAGCGAAAACAGAUUAUUUAAUUUUAUUUUUUAAAAAAAGGUAAUCUGGAUUCGGUAUGUUUUAAAUUUCGAAUUUCGAAGGAACUGUGACGGAGGACCGCUCGAUUCGCUUCUUCGGAAUUCGUUCUCCGAAUGGAAAUUGCUUCGGCUCCUAUCAGUUCCUGCUCUAAGGAGCACCAGAAGAUCUACCAAGAAUGGUUCAAUCACGCCGAUUCUGACGGCGAUGGCCGCCUCACCGGAAAUGACGCCACCAAGUUCUUCUCCAUGUCCAGUCUAUCUCGACAGGAUCUCAAACAGGUCUGGGCGAUUGCAGACUCCAAACGGCAAGGGUUCCUUGGUUUCAAGGAGUUCAUAACUGCUAUGCAGCUAGUUUCCCUGGCACAAGCUGGGCAUACAAUUACAAACGACCUGCUAAGCAUCGAAAUUGACUUGCAAAAUUUACAACCUCCUGUUAUGGAGGGUCUGGAUGUUUUACUUGCUAAGAAAAAGCGUGUUGCUAAAAUAAGUGAUCCAGAUAUCAAUGGCAGUCCUAAAAAAGUGCAACCAUCACCUUCAGCUCAUUGGUUUUCUUCAAAGUCUUCAAAGAAGAUUCCUGCAGGUUCUGUUACAUCAAUAAUUGAUGGCUUGAAGAGAUUGUACAUUCAGAAGUUGAAGCCAUUGGAAGUUACAUAUCGUUUUAAUGAUUUUGUUUCCCCCUUAUUGACAAACAGUGAUUUUGAUGCCAAGCCCAUGGUAAUGCUUUUGGGUCAAUACUCAACUGGGAAAACAACAUUUAUCAAACAUCUUCUUAAAAGUAGUUAUCCAGGUGCUCACAUUGGACCUGAGCCUACCACUGACAGAUUUGUUGUUGUUAUGUCUGGACCUGAUGAAAGAAGUAUCCCAGGGAACACUAUUGCUGUUCAGGCAGACAUGCCAUUCAGUGGUCUCACUACUUUUGGAACCGCAUUUUUGUCAAAAUUUGAAUGCUCUCAAAUGCCACAUCCACUGUUGGAGCAUGUUACCUUCGUGGAUACCCCUGGAGUAUUAUCAGGAGAAAAACAACGAACACAACGGGCGUAUGAUUUCACUGGUGUAACAUCCUGGUUUGCUUCAAAAUGUGACCUCAUUUUGCUGCUGUUUGAUCCACAUAAGCUUGAUGUCAGCGAUGAAUUCAAGCGUGUGAUUUCAUCACUGCGUGGUCAUGAUGACAAGAUACGUGUGGUUCUAAAUAAGGCAGACCAAGUAGAUACCCAGCAACUAAUGAGGGUUUAUGGAGCAUUGAUGUGGUCGCUUGGAAAGGUCUUAAAUACUCCCGAGGUUAUGCGUGUUUAUAUUGGCUCAUUCAAUGACAAACCUGUAAAUGAAGCUGCUGUUGGUCCAAUCGGGAAAGACCUUUUUGAGAAAGAACAGGAGGACCUGCUUGCUGAUUUAAAAGAUAUACCGAAGAAGGCUUGUGAUCGUCGAAUCAAUGAGUUUGUAAAACGCGCAAGAGCUGCCAAAAUUCACGCUUACAUUAUCAGCCAUCUUAAAAAGGAGAUGCCUGCCAUGAUGGGCAAAGCCAAGACUCAACAAAGGCUCAUCGACAAUCUUGCAGAUGAAUUCACAAAGGUUCAGAAGGAGUUCCAUCUACCAGCGGGAGAUUUUCCAAAUGUGGAGCACUUCAAGGAAACAUUGGGGGGUUACAACAUUGACAAGUUCGAGAAAUUGAAGCCUAAAAUGAUACAGACUGUGGAUGACAUGCUGGGCUACGACAUUCCUGAGCUUUUGAAGAAUUUUAGAAAUCCUUACGACUAAGGAAAAUAUGGGUUACUGGCACAUAUAUCUACACAAUAUAUAAUAAUAAUAAUUAUAGGUAGUAGAGUUGAGAGAAUAGGGAGGGGAAGCGGCUGCUGUACAUGUUAUAGGAGCCUUUUGUAUAGGUUAUAUCUCUUUUAUUUUAGCUACUUCGAAAUUUUAUAAUUGUUAUUUGAUUACUAUUUUCAGACUUUCCCCUGUAAUCCAAAAAUUACCAUUAUCGAUUUUUAUAGAUAGAAGUAGGAUGUUUUUGUUAGAGUA